AUGUCUACCACCAUCCUUUGCAACACUCUCUUUUACUUCUUCGGCCUCGAGCUUAUGGUCCACGACCUCCAGCGCCUCAGUCACUUCGGCAUCCGGCCUCUAUCCCUUGUGGAGUUGUUGUUCUGCGAUUCUGACUCGUCUUUCAUUAUCUCUUUUUAUAUCGUCGUGUCCGUCGUCCUCUUCUACACGGCCCGGGCACAAUCCACUCGUGCAUGGGCCGCGUACAAGGUCCAGCAAGCCGCAACCAAGCGCGCUCGUGGCGCGAUGGAGUAUAACCUACGUCGCUCCCUUGCCCUCAAGGCCGAGGAACUCGCCCAGGUGAAACUCGAGCGCGAUAGCGUCAAACGGGAGAACGCGAACCUGCGCACCGUCAAUCACAACAAACGCACGCUCAUCGUGCAGAUCCAACACACCGCCAAUACCGAGCAUGCGGGCCGCGUUCAGGCUGAGAACGAGGCCAGAAACCUACGAAGUCAGCUCGAGCGCCAAGGCGCCGAACUCGAGCAUUCUCAUGCUACGGUCCGGACUCUCCAGCACAAGAUUGUCAACCUGACGGAAGAGGCAGAGGCGCGCGAGGUCGUUCAUCAGGCCGAGCGCACGGGCGACGCAGCUCUCUACGAACUCCAACAAGCCGAACUCGUCGACACCCAGGACAAGCUACGCGCUUCCGACGCGGAGGUCGAGCACUUCAAGGCCGUCGCGGAGGACGCUCAACAAUCUGCACGUGACGCGACAACACGCGCCGCUAACUCCAAGGAGCAGCUGCGCGUUGUCGCGGCUGGCGCCGCCGACCUGUCCUCGAGAGCCGAGAAGGCUGAGGUGGGUGAGCGCGAGGCGAAGCUUACGAUCUCAGCGCUCAAGGAGGACGUACAGGCCGGCUGUGAGCGCGAGGGCAUCCUUAAGGGCGAGAUCGUUCAUCUCAAGUCUGAGGUCCGAGGACUUCGCGCCAAGGUCGCCACCAAGGAGGGCACUAUCAUCCAGAUCCAGUCCGACCACGCCGAGUACCAGACGUGUGUCGAGAGCAUGGUGAACUCCUACGAGACCGUGCACGAGUGCUUCCAAGCGAAGAUUGCGACGCAGGACGGGGCGAACCAGGAGCUUCAACGAGAGAACGACGCGAUGCGCGCUCACUACCAGGGGACUCCGGUUGAUGGGCAGACUGACAAGUCUCCUUUGAUACCCCCCUUCGCAUUCGUGUCUCUCGCCGAGUCCGACGAGGACUCCGAUACUCCUUCGCUCACGUUCUGUGAUUCACCGGUUGCUGCUCUCGAUUCUAUCGAUGACGGCCCGAAGAACUUCGCAGACACUUUCGUCCCCACCCAGCACUCUACGCCAGCCUCGGCGCGCCUGUACACGCUCACGACUUCGACUUCCGCCGAGAUCGUCACUUCCGAUGCCGGCACCGCUCUCAUCGUGACUUCGUCUUCUACGCUCUCCAUGGCCGCUCAUAUCGUGCCUACGCGCCGCUUGACGCCCAAGCGCCCUCGCUCGUCGCAGCGCUCUCGCUCUACGACCUCCGGUUUCCUCGAGAAGCUCGAGUUCCGCUCAAUGGAGCUCUCUCUCUGCCCGGCUCUCACGCAGAAGACUUCGGCCGUGCGUCCGUGCGACGCACCCGACCUCUUCUCGCCGACCUACCGUCGCUACGUUACGCGCCGUCCGAAGACAGCGCGCGCUCGUUUCGUCGAGUUCCUCCGUGCAUGCCCCGAGGAGCGUCACCUCUACCGACCGGUUCUGUGA
Peniophora sp. CBMAI 1063 is the source of this 1737-nucleotide messenger RNA. Lineage: Eukaryota; Fungi; Basidiomycota; Agaricomycetes; Russulales; Peniophoraceae. The record is from the annotation of a GenBank genome assembly.